Messenger RNA from Harpegnathos saltator (Jerdon's jumping ant), 2256 nucleotides. Its product is annotated as maternal embryonic leucine zipper kinase. NCBI's taxonomy places the organism in Eukaryota, Metazoa, Arthropoda, Insecta, Hymenoptera, Formicidae. Gene Ontology annotation, cellular component: cytoplasm. Bases 1 to 1851 code for a protein of 616 amino acids. Gene Ontology annotation, molecular function: protein serine/threonine kinase activity; ATP binding. The record is from RefSeq and is a predicted model, not a curated record. The transcript has 12 exons. Gene Ontology annotation, biological process: intracellular signal transduction; protein phosphorylation.
AUGGUACGACAUGCCGCCCUUAAGGGACUAUACGAUGUGGAAAAGACGAUCGGUAGCGGCGGUUUCGCUAAAGUUAAACUGGCCACUCACGUUGCUACCGGCGAGAAAGUUGCCAUUAAGAUUAUGGACAAGACAGCAUUAGGUGAUGAUCUACCAAGGGUGAAGCUAGAAGUAGAAGCGCUCAAGACAUUGUUACAUCAACAUAUCUGCAGGCUGUAUCAGGUCAUUGAGACAGAAAGUCAUUAUUUCAUGGUAAUAGAAUAUUGCUCUGGAGGAGAAUUAUUUGAUCAUAUAGUGGAGAAAAACAGAUUAUCGGAAACUGACUCUCGCAAGUUUUUCCGUCAGAUAGUUUCUGCUGUGGCUUAUAUGCACAGUUUGGGAUAUGCUCAUAGGGAUCUGAAGCCAGAGAAUGUCUUGCUGGAUAAAGAAGAAAAUUUAAAACUAAUUGACUUUGGACUAUGUGCGAAACCCAAGACUGGAAUGCAGUCACAUUUGUACACUUCUUGCGGUUCUCCUACCUAUGCUGCCCCAGAACUUAUAAUGGGAAAAAGAUAUUUAGGCUCAGAAGUAGACAUUUGGAGCAUGGGAGUCCUUCUUUAUGCUUUGUUGUGUGGCUUCUUGCCCUUUGAUGACAAUAACCUGGAGACUUUGUAUAAAAAGAUACUUAAUGGCAAAUACGAAGAACCAUAUUGGUUGUCUAACAACAGUAAAAUGCUAAUCAGGAAGAUGCUACAAAUCAAUCCAGCGAAUAGGAUUACUAUUCACGAAUUAUGUAAUCAUCCAUGGAUUACAUCAAAUUCUCUAAAACCUGUAUCAUUUGUCCAUAGAACAAAUUUUGAAAAAGAUGAUGAAGUAUUAAGUACUAUGUCCGCUAUUUGCGGUGAGCACAGUAUAGACAUAUGGAAGCGGCUCGUCAAGAGCGAUAGAACUGAUUAUAAAACAGCUACAUAUUUAUUAUUACUUGACAGGAAACUGCGUGGACUUUCAUUAAAAAUAACGUCUAUAACGAGAUCAUAUUUUAAGACUGAAGUGAAUAGCACGAAUGUUCCAAAACGUGAAGUGGGAGUGAAUAAUUUUAUAACUAAACUUGACCAUUCUCCAAGAAACAAAAUAAACAACAAGAGAUCUCCGGUAAUUGAUGUUACAUAUAACGUUUUACCUAAACCAGAUAAAGCUGAGAGUAAUUUCACAGAACCUUGUGUACCAACACGAAAAAGAUUACGAAGUAGAGAACCUGACGAUGUAUCAUCGCCUGCGAAAAGGCCGACCGAAAAGGAUAGAUUGGGUAAUACUCCGACGCAAUCCGCAACACCGGAAGCCAGGAGUACUCAAGUGUCUACACCGGGCAGUGCGAGAAAAGUUAUGAUGGGUUUAGAACGAGGAUUGAACCGGGUGAGAUGCGUCCUUACACCGAAGAGGCGAGUGAAGAAUGAAAAUACAGAUACCGACGAACCGAGCAUACUGUCGGGGAAGGGCCUUUCCAAUGUGUCUUCGACAUGCAGCAGUUGCCCAAAAUACGUUCUCUCGAAAUUACGAAGAGCUCUUCGGCGGAAGGGUAUAAUGUGCCGUCAGAAAGGGUUCAUCUUGCAAGGCGAAACUGAGGAGUCCUUCUCGGAAGAUAAAAAGGACUCGUCGAAAUCGAUUUGCUCGCAGAAUUCCUGUUCCUUCGAACUCGAGGUCUGCCUCUUGGAAACUGGUUCGAACGACAAACCAUUAGUUGGUAUUCGUCGAAAGAGGUUGAAGGGCGACGCGUGGGUGUACAAGCGCGUUUGCGAGGAAGUUCUCGCUCUGGCAGCGGAGGAUAUUUCCACGGAUCAGGAAGGUUCUUCCGAGUCCAAGUGUCCUAUCUGAGACACGUCUCAUAGUUUGUACGCGCAUCAACGCGAUAUAUAGAUUUCUUAAAUAAUACUUGCGUCCUCAACAAUCCGAGAUAUGCUUGCACGUGUCUUGAUCUCUUAGAUGUUAACGGUGCGGUAAAGAUUUAUAUUUCAUAAAGAACCGACUAUAUGUGCAACAGAGGUAAUGUAAGUCUUGAACGUUAUCUUGCAAUCCUCAGCUACGUUAAAACGUUAAAUGUAUCAACAUGCCAAGGUGAGGAGAGAUAUAUAUUUCGACGUAAUGUACAUUUAUUUUCCAGAGACAACUAUAUACGGCUAAGGAAAGAUUUAUAAGAAAUAUUCCUAUGGUACGUGUUGUAAUGGUAUAAGCAGAAAAAAUCAAAUGUAAUGAUAUUUAUAGGCGAUAAAAAAUUUUAAU